AUGGGAACACUUAUGGUUUUCCCGUUUGUUACUUCUCCACCCUUUGACAUUGUUAUGAAUGAAGCAAUUCGUGAACACCCUCACUACAACCUAGAAAGGUAUGGACAAUUCGGAGGUUUCGAAGCGUCAGCGUCGAUUAUAUCACUGAUGAGCCUCGCUAUUGUGAUGGCUUCACCGAUUUUCAUAUUUUACCUGAGGCGUCUGAUCUUAAAAACGCUCAACACUUAUCAGCAGUACACACCCAGUGUAAUCCUGAUGGCAGAGAACUGUGAGCCAAGGAUGGCAUGCGCAUCACGAGAAAUGAAGAGGAAACCAUGA
Molecule: messenger RNA, 318 nt
Organism: Haemonchus placei
Lineage: Eukaryota; Metazoa; Nematoda; Chromadorea; Rhabditida; Trichostrongylidae
Source: the annotation of a GenBank genome assembly